This is a messenger RNA of Teleopsis dalmanni, 439 nucleotides long. RefSeq lists its product as uncharacterized. The record is from RefSeq and is a predicted model, not a curated record. The transcript has 4 exons. NCBI's taxonomy places the organism in Eukaryota, Metazoa, Arthropoda, Insecta, Diptera, Diopsidae. Bases 1 to 375 code for a protein of 124 amino acids.
AUGCUGCUAAAACAUAACGAAAAUGAACUAUUUUUGAAAGAAAUCAUUAUGGAUGAUAAAGAAGACUUAAAUACAACAAUACUCAAUGCAAACGAUCAUGCCAAAUGCAAUUUCGAUCAGGAUAUUAAACCACAUCGAUUGAGUUUAGAUGUUGGGGACUCUGUGAAAUACGUCAGUGAAUUGUCCACUGUACGGGAUUGUGCCACGGAAUGCGUUGAGAAAGAGGUUUGGGAGACUCAAACAUUUUGCUGCGAUCAAGAUGGCUGCAACGGCGCAAAUGAACUACAAAUAUCAAAGUUCAUUUUAAUAUUAUGCUUGCCUAUUAUAUACAUGGUCUACAGUUCUAUCGGAAGUGUGUUUAAGGCUCGUCGUUAAGGUUCAAAACUUAAAAAAAAAACAAUUUUAAUUUUUAAUUAAUUUUAAAUAAUUUUAAUUAAGU